This is a messenger RNA of Cuscuta campestris, 1281 nucleotides long. NCBI's taxonomy places the organism in Eukaryota, Viridiplantae, Streptophyta, Magnoliopsida, Solanales, Convolvulaceae. The record is from the annotation of a GenBank genome assembly.
GCCCUGGUUCGCCUCCAUGAUCAAAUCCCGCAUUUCCCCUGCCCAAAUCCAUCAAUCCAAUAAUUCCACAUUCAUUGAUUUUCCAUUAUUCCACCAUCGGAAACCCUCGAGACACACUGUGUGUGGCCGCAAAGUAUGAACAACAGCCAUUGCAGCUGCAGUUGUAGCAGCAGCAGCAGCAAUAGCGGCGAUCACCGUCAUCCUCCUCCUCCUCCUCACCACCACAAGCAUCUCCCCAAACGCAUUAUCUUAGUGCGCCACGGCGAGAGCCAAGGCAACAAGGACGACGCCGCUUACACCGUGAUCCCCGAUCACAAGAUCCCUCUGACCUCACAGGGAUUCGAGCAGGCCGAGCUCGCCGGGUGGCGCAUUAGGGAUGUCAUUUCCGAUCAGGGAUCCUCCCGCUCCUGGAAGAUCUACUUCUAUGUCUCCCCUUACGAAAGGACCCGCUCCACUCUCCGUGAGAUCGGCCGUGCCUUCCCCCGGAAACGAGUUAUUGGGGUGAGGGAGGAAUGCCGGAUCCGGGAACAGGAUUUUGGGAACUUCCAGGUCGCCGAUCGGAUGAAGACUUCCAAGGAGAACCGGGAGAAGUUCGGCCGGUUUUUCUUCCGCUUCCCUGAAGGAGAAUCGGCCGCAGAUGUUUUUGAUCGGGUUUCCAGCUUCCUUGAAUCGCUUUGGAGAGACAUAGACAUGAACAGACUUCACCAAGGCCCUGGUGAUGACUUAAAUCUCGUGAUCAUAUCCCACGGGCUGGCUAUACGCGUCUUCCUUAUGAAAUGGUUCAAGUGGACGGUGAAGCAAUUUGAGCGGUUGGGUAACCUAGGGAAUUGUGAGUUUCGUGUCAUGCAGCUGGGAAUGGGUGGAGAGUAUAGUCUAGCAGUGCAUCAUUCGGAGGAAGAGAUGCAGUCUUGGGGGCUUUGCUCUGAUAUGAUAGCAGACCAAAAAUGGCGAGCUAAUGCCACCAGGGGUGACUGGAAUGAAAGAUGCCCCUGGUACCUUGAUGCCUUUUUCGACACUUUUGCCGACUCUGAAGAGGAUGAAGACAAAGACGAGAUUGAAACAGAAUCUUUGGAAAACACUUGUGAUUGAUUCUAAUUAUGUGUAUACUUUUUUGUUGGAUAGGUCUUCUUAUUCCCUGCAAAAAGCCAGAGGAGUGUCACUUUCCCUCUCCUACCAGUGCUACAUACAUGGAGUUGUGAUGUGAACCAUCAGGUUCAAGGCCUGCAACUAUUGGUGGUGAUGUUUAUGGAAAGGGGAGAGAAAUAAUGUAAACACAUUCAA